AAUUUACAUGAAAAAAUAUAUCAGUUCUUAUUUGGAUUUAUACUGGUAUACUUAAAAUUUACCAUACAAAUUUAUACUGUAUUUAAUGAAGAAUACUUGACACUUCGGAAGACGUUAGUGUAAUUUACACAUAUACGUAUAGUUAUGAUGAUUUCCUUCUCCAGCUGUUUUUUAUCUUUCUAAAUGAUAUCAUUUAUCUCUAAUUAUUUUUACAGUUUAUUUAAAAAAUAUACUACUACGCGGUCUGUUAAUUUAGUUAAUGUUUGAACAGUGAAGUAAUAUCGCCCGUUAUAUAUUUUUUAACACUUUUUGUUACACUUCAUGAAAAUGUAAUUAAAUUGUAUCAAUGUGAAAAUAGUUCUCCUAUUCAAAAUAGUUAAAACUAGUGAAAGUUUAUUUUUAUAGAACUGGUUAUUAUUUUACAAAAAAUAUGACAGUCAAACGUUCCAUUUCUUUUUUUUUCUUGUGGAACAAUAUUUAUACUUGUCUACUGAUUAAAAAUAAAAAUAGUUUGAAUGUUAUGUAAUUCAAAAAUUAUAUCAAUAUACAAAAUUAGUAAAUUGGUUGUUAUAUAUUUUUUGUUAAUUCCUUCAAUAUAUUAUGGAAUCUAAAGAAAGGUUUUCACUAUUGCUAUUAGAACCUGGGGAGUACUAUUUUGAGGACUACAUAGCUUCAUUAAUAAACAUCAAUACUAAUAAUAGCCUAAAUGGACGUUUGAAGAUUUGUUCAUUAUCUUUAGUAUUUGAACCAAAAGAUCAUCAUUUUCCAAUCAUGAAAUUGCCAUUCACACAAUGUGAAUCAAUAACUCAAAGCCUGGAAAAGGAUUCAAAUAUUAUUAUUAUUAUAAGUAAACAAUGCAUUGAAAUGUUGGAAAACAAUAUUUUAGAGCCUUACAAAUUUAAUAAUGAUAUAUCUUUUUUCAAAAUUCAAUUGCAGUACGCUAAUAUUGAUGAUUGUUUAUCUUUAAUGCUACAACUUCAUAGAGCAUCAUCUUUACAAACUCCAGAACAUAGACACAUGGCAGCAGCAAUAGCAUAUGGAAGACAAUCAUUAAGUAAAUUUGAUCCAACAUGGUUAGAACUAGGAGAAGAAAUAAUAAUAGAAGUAGUCGGACAAAAAAUAACACCAUUGAGCAUAAAUCCGGGUCGAAUAGUAUUGACAAGUUUACAUGUAUAUUUUCAGCCAUUUAAUAAUAUUGAAGUUAAGUUGUACAUGAAAAUAAAAUUAUCUGAAAUAAAAAGAAUCACAAAAAGAAGAUUUCUUUUGCAACAAGUUGGCAUUGAAUUUGAAUACGAGUCAAAUUUACAGUUGUAUUUGACAUUUAAAACAAAUGAAAUACGAGACAGAGUCUAUAGUUUAUUGGUAAAUCAAACAAAACUAAAAAUAGAAAAUAGUGAUAGAUGUAUUAUGACACUAAAAUGGCAAAAUGGGGCUUUGUCUAAUUUUGAUUAUCUACUCUAUUUGAACAGUUUGGCAGAUAGAUCAUUUAAUGAUCUUACGCAGUAUCCUGUAUUUCCAUGGGUAGUUGCAGACUAUACUUCAUCUAAUUUAGAUUUAAGUAACUCUAAAAUUUUCCGUGACCUAAGGAAACCAAUUGGUGCUAUAAACACAGAACGACUCUCAAAACUUCAGGAACGAUACAAUGAAAUGAAUAUACCAAAAUUCUUGUACGGAUCUCAUUAUUCAACACCGGGGUUUGUGUUAUUUUAUUUAGUGCGAAAAUAUCCACAGUAUAUGCUUUGUCUACAAAAUGGUAGGUUUGAUCAUCCAGACCGAAUGUUUAAUAGUAUAUAUGAUGCAUGGAAAAAUGUACAAAAUAACAUGUCAGAUUUCAAGGAAUUGAUUCCUGAGUUUUAUGAUAUAAGCCAAAACUGUGAUUUUUUAAUAAAUAAAUAUGGUGUUGACUUUGGGUAUCGAUAUGAUGGGCGUAAAGUUGGAAAUGUUGAUCUACCAAAAUGGGCUGAAAGCCCUACUGAUUUUGUGUAUAAACUACGACAAGCUUUAGAAUGUGAUCAUGUAUCUAACAAUUUACAACAUUGGAUUGAUCUUAUUUUUGGUUACAAACAAAAUGGUGAAGAAGCUGUUAAAGCUAAUAAUGUGUUUUACUACUUAUGCUAUGAAGGAGCAGUUGACUUAAAUAAUGUUCGAGAUUGGUAUCAGCGACAUGCAUUAGAAAUACAAAUUAUGGAGUUUGGACAAAUACCUAAACAGAUUUUUGAAAAACCACAUCCAUCAAAAACCUAUUUAUUUAUUAAAGAUAUUGAACAGUUAGGUAUAGAAUCAAAAAAAGAUAUUUAUUGGGAUUGGAGAAUUAUUAACUUAACAAAAUAUUUUACUUCUUCUCAUAAAGAUGCAGUUAGCAGUGUGAGAUUUAGUUAUGAUUUAAAAACUGUAUGGUCUGUGGGAUAUGAUGCUAUGCUUAAAGUUCAUUGUUUAUCAACUAAAAAACAAAUCCGUAAUGUUACAGUUCAAAAAUUUCCAGUCAAAUUUAAUGAUAUUAUUUUGCCAUCAAAAUAUCCUUCUACAGCUAUAAUUGCUACUAUGCAUGGUUCACUAAUUGUUUAUGACAUUGAAUGUUGUCGUAUAGCAGAUGAUUUUAGAGCACAUGAAGAUUCAAUAACGUGUUUAGGUUGGACAAGUAAUGGCUUUUUAAUAACUGGCUCAGAAGACGGUUCUGUACGUAUCUGGGAGACUCCUAAAACUCCUUGGACAAAUAUUGAUUUGAAUAAAUCACUAAAGGCAGAAUUAGAACAUGAAAACAAAGUAAAUUGCUUGAGUAUUUCUUUGAACGAGAAAUAUUUGGCAACCGGAACAAAUACUGGCGAGAUAUUUUUGUGGACUUUUACAGACUUUUCAUUCAUACAACAAGUAUCAAGCCAUACAAGUAGUGUAAAUAAAUUGAGUUUCAGUCCAGAUUGCUCAAAAUUAAUUUCAUGUUCAGAUGAUUGUAGUUUUAAAGUGUUUGACACAAUAACUGGUUUAGAAGUUUAUUUUAACAAACUUCAGUGUCCAUUGAAAUGUUUUGCAUGGGAUGGUUACCAUUUAUAUAUUGGUGGCCAAAAUGGAAUUUUGUAUUUAUGGGAUUUAGAAAAAUUCAUGCUUAUUAAAGAGAUUGAGACACAUAAAGGAAAACUUCUCUCGAUUGAUGUGUCGCAAGAUGGUACCAUGAUUGCCACAGCUGGUGAAGAUCAUCUAGUACAUGUUUGGAAAACAAAACCAUAAUAUUUAUAUUUAAAUAAUGAAGAAAAUUUUAUAUUUUAUUAGCUAUAAUUUUUGUGAUAUUUAUAAUAUGAAUAAUUUUAAAACUUUUAACUGUAUAAUCAUAGUUUAUUUUUGUAUACUCUGUACUCUAUAUAAAAUUUUUUAUAUUUUUUCAAGUGAGUGUUAAUAAAUCAUAAACUUAUGUAA
Daktulosphaira vitifoliae (grape phylloxera) is the source of this 3408-nucleotide messenger RNA. Its product is annotated as protein FAN-like. The record is from RefSeq and is a predicted model, not a curated record. NCBI's taxonomy places the organism in Eukaryota, Metazoa, Arthropoda, Insecta, Hemiptera, Phylloxeridae. The transcript is spliced from 18 exons. The coding region runs from base 601 to 3222 and encodes 873 amino acids. Gene Ontology annotation, molecular function: protein binding.